GCAAUUCAGCUAUUCAAAAUAUCCGAGAAUCGUAAACAAAAAACAAAAAUGGACAAGGAUAAGGCUGAAAAAAUUGCUCAGGCAAAGAAAAAACUAAAAGAAUUCCAAUCAAAACGAGGGGAGCCAACACCUGCAAAGCCCGAAUCCGAAAGUCCUGAAAUUACCAAAACCGAACAUUCCGAAGCUCCGCCAGCGUCACAGCUCUCAACACUCGAAAGUUUGUACCAAUUAUCGACUCGGAUAAAUUCGAUCGUAAAAGAUGAAAAUAUUCCCGCAAACAGCGAAACUUUUGUCAAGGACUUGGAAAUCCGAAAUCAGGAGCUUGUUGCUUCAUUAGAUGGCGAACGCCUGAAAAACGAAGAGCUAAAUUUGCAAGUGCGCGAUUUGAACUCAACUGUCGAUAAAUUAAAAAUUGAAAUCGAGCGUUUAAAGGUCGAAAAUGAGACAAAACUCACCAUGGAGAUGGGUCCGUUGCAGGAACAGCUUCAAUCGCACAUCCAAACGAUCGGCUUGCUGGUCGGCGAAAAGAGCGAACUCAAAACGUACUUGAAAGAAUACCAAAACAGCGUCGAAGCAAAGCGCACAGAAAAUCUAGAACUCGAAACGCGCCUUCGAGCGUCACGUUUUCGUGUCAGCGAGCUCGAACGUGAAAUCAAAACGCUCAAAAGCAGCGGAAAUGUCACAGAAAACUCGUCGCCCGAAGCAAAUAACUCCGAAUUGCUCGAGUUACGCAAGCAAAAUGACGAAUUUGUGGAACAAGUGAACGAACUGAAGCAGAAAAUCACGUUAAAAAAUGACGAAAUCGCAAAAUUAGGCCAAAAAAUGGAAGAAUUGACAUCGCAACUGAACAUGGCCAACUUACGGAUCGAACAAUUGUCAUCGGGAGACACGUUAGCAGCUGACAGUCGCUUGGAAUCGUUAACGCAGCAAAAUUUGGCGAAAGAAAUGCAAAUUACCGAGUUGAAAAAUAUGAUUCAACAACUGGGAACGGAUCGCGAUCAAAGUAACGCGCAAUAUCAGAGCUACGUGCUGCAAUUAAAUCGCGAAAUCAGCAAUUUGGGCGAUAAAAACCUCACGUUGACCGAAGAAAAUGACAAAUUGGCGAAACGGGAAGCGGAACUCAUGAAGCACAUGGGAGAACUUGAACGACAAAUUCAGCAGCAAAUGACGAAACAAAAGGAUGUCGAGGAAAAAUCCCAAGUUGAUGCCAUAAAUUCAUCAAAAACGGCCGAAUUUGAAGCUAAAAUCAAAGAAUUGCAGGAAAAACUUGAAAAAAGUGAAGCUGAAGCGGCGGAGAGUAAAAAACAAGUAGAAAUUCUCUCAACGGACAAAGUGCAAUUGAAAAUUCGUCUCGACGAAGCAAAAGAUCAACUUUCCUCGCUGGAACUCACCAACGAGAGACUUCAAACGGACAAACCGGAUGCCGGAAAACUCAUCGCCGAGAUCGAAAAUUAUAAAGUCGCCGCUUCGCGAGCCAUGUCGCAAAAUUCCGACUUGAAAAAUCAACUUGAGGAGAUGCAACGCGUUUUUGUGCAACUCAGCAAUGAUAAACUAGAGCUUACGGAGAAGCUUCAGGCUGAGCAACAUUUGUGUCGGGAGAUGCGGAACACGUAUUCGACCAUAGAAACGGAUUUGGCAAAGACCAAGGAGCAUUUGAGACUAAAAGACGAGGAAAUGAUUCGUUUGGCGCACGAAACAACCGAUUUAAACAAACAAAUUUUGAUGAAGGAGCAGGAAAUUGAUCGAUUGAGACAUUAUGAGGCAAGUAGUGAUGCCGGAAAUUUAUUGCAAAGGGAGUUGGAAAGUGCUAAAGAGUACAUUGAGAAGCAAAAACAGCGAAUUUCGGAGUUGGAAGCGAAUCAAGGACGUGUUGAAACCCCCGACGAGAGUACAAGUGAGCUCAGUACCAUCGAAGAAGGCAGAUUUGCGGCAGAAAAUGAAGAAUUAGUGCACGAAGUUGAAUCAUUGCAGCAAGAAAAGCAAGUUUUAUUGAAGGAAAUUGCUGAAUUAAAGGAAAAAGUUCAAAAUUCGAACGAAAAUUCGACAGAAACGCAAGUCCCGGAAGUGCAAUCCUCGUCAAUUGUCACUCCUCAAGCCGUUAAAUGCGUUAAUGGCACCGAAACCCUUCCCCUGCAAGACGCUUUGGAAAAACUUCAAGCCCGAUUCCGUCAAACUAUGAACGAAGUCGCUGAAUUAAGCGAAGAAAAGCAACAAUUGGAGCAUUUGGUCACCCAAUUACAGUUCGAAACGGAAACCAUUGGCGAAUAUAUCACUUUAUACCAAAACCAGCGACGACAAUUGAAGCAAAAAGAUCUUGAACGCGACUACCAGUUGCGAAAAUUAGCAGUCGAUCGUGAAAAUAUGCGACAAAAACUCUUGGAGCUCAAUUCGUUAAUCGAACAAUUGCUGGUCGAGAAGAAACGGAAGCGAAAUGUCUCAGAAGACGACCAUCCCGCAGCUUUGACGAACGGAAAUUCGUCGUUAAAUGCAUCAACUACUUCGGAAAUGUCUUCGCCGAAUACUUCGCUUGACGAAACAAACAAGGAAAAUGUGAUUUCUUCGACAACUUCGACAGAUUUGGUCACCGCACUGAAGAAAACUCAAACAAAAGAAACCGCAAGUAAAAUUCUUGCACUGCUCUCGGAUAUUCAAACGGCGAAUCAAACAAGUCUGGAUGAGCAACCGGGAGUUGAUCAUUGCUCGUGCUGCUCCGGGAAACUAGAAGUCGUUUAAAUUGUGUUAAAAAAUUAUUUUUAUAAAAUUAUAUUUUUUUUGUUAUUUUA
Culicoides brevitarsis is the source of this 2783-nucleotide messenger RNA. Its product is annotated as golgin subfamily A member 2. NCBI's taxonomy places the organism in Eukaryota, Metazoa, Arthropoda, Insecta, Diptera, Ceratopogonidae. Gene Ontology annotation, biological process: Golgi organization. The record is from RefSeq and is a predicted model, not a curated record. Gene Ontology annotation, cellular component: cis-Golgi network; Golgi apparatus; Golgi cis cisterna. Bases 49 to 2733 code for a protein of 894 amino acids. The transcript is spliced from 2 exons.